Messenger RNA from Colius striatus (speckled mousebird), 2399 nucleotides. RefSeq names its product SAC1 like phosphatidylinositide phosphatase (gene SACM1L). Lineage: Eukaryota; Metazoa; Chordata; Aves; Coliiformes; Coliidae. Gene Ontology annotation, molecular function: phosphatidylinositol-4-phosphate phosphatase activity. The record is from RefSeq and is a predicted model, not a curated record. Gene Ontology annotation, cellular component: endoplasmic reticulum. The transcript has 20 exons. The coding region runs from base 128 to 1915 and encodes 595 amino acids. Gene Ontology annotation, biological process: phosphatidylinositol dephosphorylation.
ACGCGGCGGCCCGUCCCGCAGGCCGGGGGAGGGGCCGCGUCAGUCUGGCAGCGGGGGAGCGGCCGGGCCGGACGGGGCGAGAGCGACGCGGAGCCGGCGGCGGCCGGAGGCAGCUGCAGGGGGACGAAUGGCGGCGGCGGCGGCGGGAACGACGGCAGCGGCGGCCUACGCCAGCCUGAAGCUGCAUAUAACACCAGAGAAGUUCUAUGUGGAAGCUUGUGAUGAUGGAGCAGAUGAUGUGCUUGCUAUUGACAGAGUCUCCACAGAAGUCACUCUUACAGUUAAGAAAGAUGUUCCCCCUUCAGCUGUUACAAGGCCUAUCUACGGUAUUUUGGGAACAAUCCGAUUGGUGGCAGGCACGUAUCUUAUUGUCAUAACAAAGAAGAAAAAAGUAGGUGAGAUUUUCAGUCAUGCAAUCUGGAAAGCAACAGAUUUUGACAUUCUCUCCUACAAGAAGACCAUGCUGCACUUAACUGAUAUUCAGUUGCAGGACAAUAAAGUGUUUUUAUCAAUGCUUAAUCAUGUCUUGAGUGUGGAUGGAUUUUACUUCUCUACAACAUACGACCUAACGCACACUCUGCAGCGGUUAGCCAACACGAGCCCAGAGUUCCAGGAGAUGAGCCUUCUAGAGAGGGCAGAUCCACGGUUUGUAUGGAAUGGGCACCUUCUUAGAGAAUUUGCUGCUCAACCAGAGAUCCAUAGGUUUGCUACACCAGUGAUGCACGGAUUUAUCACUAUGCACUCUUGUUCUAUUAAUGGCAAGUGUUUUGACUGGCUGCUGGUUUCCAGAAGAAGCUGUUUCAGGGCUGGUGUACGCUACUAUGUAAGAGGUAUUGACUCAGAAGGACAUGCUGCCAACUUUGUUGAAACAGAACAAAUUGUGCAUUACAAAGGGAGCAAAGCAUCGUUUGUUCAGACACGUGGAUCAAUUCCUUUUUUCUGGUCUCAGAGACCAAACCUCAAGUAUAAACCAAAGCCACAGAUCAGCAAGUCAGUAAAUCAUAUGGAUGGCUUCCAAAGACAUUUUGACUCGCAAAUAAUUAGUUAUGGAAAGCAAAUGAUUGUCAACUUGGUUAACCAAAAAGGUUCAGAGAAGCCUCUUGAGCAAACAUUUGCAAAAAUGGUAAACAGCAUGGCAAAUGGAAUGGUCAGAUACGUAGCAUUUGACUUCCAUAAAGAGUGCAGCCGGAUGAGGUGGGAUCGGCUUCAGAUUUUGAUGGAUCAAGUAGCAGAACAGCAAGAUGAGUUUAGUUAUUUUCUAGUUGAUUGCGACGGUAAGAUCGUGACUCAGCAGGAAGGAAUAUUCCGCAGCAACUGCAUGGACUGCCUCGACCGCACCAACGUCAUCCAGAGCUUGUUAGCACGCAGAUCCCUUCAAGCACAGCUUCAGAGGCUGGGUGUUCUGCAUGUUGGACAGAGGAUUGAAGAGCAAGCAGACUUUGAGAAAAUCUACAAAAAUGCAUGGGCUGAUAAUGCUAAUGCUUGUGCCAAACAAUAUGCUGGAACUGGUGCCUUAAAGACAGAUUACACAAGAACUGGGAAGAGAACUCAGUGGGGCUUGAUAAUGGAUGGCUGGAACUCAUUGAUACGUUACUACAAGAAUAACUUUUCUGAUGGAUUUAGACAGGAUGCAAUUGAUCUUUUUCUUGGCAAUUAUUCAGUGGAUGAAGUAGAACCUGCUAGUCCUCUCCAUGUCAAGAAAGAUUGGAAGUUCUUAGCUUUGCCUAUUAUUAUGGUGGUUGCUUUCUCCAUGUGCAUUAUUUGUUUGCUAAUGGCUGGUGAUACAUGGACUGAGACGCUGGCCUAUGUGCUUUUCUGGGGAAGUGCAAGCUUUGGAACUUUCGCCAUCAUACUUUACAAUGGCAAGGAUUUUGUAGAUGCACCCAAGCUGGUCCAGAAAGAGAAGAUGGACUGAAUUUGUGUGUGUGGAAAGCGGCUUGGUACUGAGGAUUCCUCGAGCCACACCUGGAGUCUCUACUGACCUGCUUUCCACACCAAAUAAUGGUCGUUUUAACUUUCUUCCUUAGCAGUGUGAGGGGGGAAAAGAUAAUCUUGUCCUUUGGUGGUGGUUGAUUUCAACUGAGACCUGACUCAACAGUCUUAGUUGCAAUGGUCUUUAGGAUAUUGCAUUAGUGGAGGGGGCUCCACUCUUCCUAAUGGAAUGCAAAGAUGAAACCCAGCUUUUCAGUGGCUGGAAUGUCUUAGGGUAUGAGCGGACUGAUGAAGUUCAUAGUGCCCCUGGGCUAUAUCAGAUGCAUCUUUGGUCUCUGGCUUGACAGGAGAGAGUUCUGAUUCUGUUCAUGUGUCGAAAGCCCCAGAUGUUGAAGCAUUAAUAGCAGAGCUUCUGAACAAAGAUGGCUUUGUACCAAUAAAAAGUCAAGUUCCCAGGCUUACAGCUG